AGGUAGCUGAGUAUUGGAUCAAGAACCCUGUCAACCUUUGAAGGCCACCUGAACCAAGAUGGCCAAAGUGCAUAGGUUAGGGUAACUGAACCAAGAUGGCCGAUGUACCUACAGGUAUGGCUUGGUACAUGUUUGUGGUGUCUCUCUUACUAGUCGCAAUUGUGAAGUGAUCAUCCUUAGACCUGCAGGGAUUGUUAUGAGGAACAAAAACACUGUUUUUGACGAGUAUCUAAAACAAGAAGGCUUGUUGCUCUGUACAUGAAAAACAACAGUGUCAACUUUCAUCUGAACCAAGAAGGCCAAAGUCGUAACGUUAGUAACCAAGUCAAAGGCGCUACGUCACAGCCCCCGCAGUUCAAAGGGUACACGCCCUGUCCUCCCACAGCCAGGCUAGCCAGCCACAGCCCUGCCACCUUCUUUAGCAGGUGGACGCUCCGCUGCUUCCACAGUCCUCUUGGGAAACACCCUACCUCCUUCUUCUACUACCGGACAACCAUCACCACCGCCAAGAUGCCGAAAACGGUCAACGUGCGAGUCACCACGAUGGAUGCUGAGCUGGAGUUUUCCUUCCACCCAAACACAACCGGGAAGCAACUCUUUGACCAGGUGGCCAGGACAAUCGGGCUGCGCGAAGUUUGGUACUUUGGGCUCCAGUUUGUUGAUGGAAAAGGUUUUCUCACAUGGCUCAACACCGGCAAGAAGGUGAUGUCCCAGGACGUACGUAAGGAGACACCGCUGCAGUUCAAACUACGUGCCAAGUACUAUCCAGAGGAUGUGGCGGAAGAGCUCAUCCAGGAUGUGACGCGCCGCCUCUUCUACCUGCAAGUGAAGGAGGACAUCCUGAGCGAGGACGUCUACUGCCCGCCCGAGACGGCCGUGCUGCUGGCCUCCUAUGCCGUCCAGGCCAAGUACGGCGAAUACAAGAAGUCGGUGCACCACCCGGGCUACAUGUCCUCGGAGCGCCUCAUGUCGCGCAGAGUCCUGGAGCAACACAGCUUGUCCAAGGAGCAAUGGGAGGACAAGAUUCAGGUCUGGCAUGUGGAGCACGGAUGCAUGCUCAAGAACGAGGCCAUAAUUGAGUACCUGAAGAUCGCCCAGGACCUGGAAAUGUACGGCGUCAACUACUUUGAGAUCAAGAACAAGAAGGGCACCGACUUGUGGUUGGGCGUGGACGGCCUGGGCCUCAACAUCUACGAGAAGGAGGACAAGAUGACUCCAAAGAUCGGAUUUCCCUGGAGUGAAAUCAGGAACAUUUCCUUUAACGAUAAAAAGUUCAUCAUCAAGCCCAUCGACAAGAAGUCUCCUGACUUCAUCUUCUACGCGCCGCGGCUGCGCGUCAACAAGCGCAUCCUGCAGCUGUGCAUGGGCAACCACGAACUGUACAUGCGCCGCCGCAAGGCGGACACCAUCGAGGUGCAGCAGAUGAAGGCCCAGGCGAAGGAAGACCGGCUCCAGAAGAAAAUGGAGCGCGACCAGCUGGACAGUGAAAAGAAACGGAGGGAGGCCAUUGAGCGCGAGAAGGAGCAGAUGGAGCAGGAGAAGCGCGAGCUCAUAACUAAGCUCCAGCAAUACGAGGAGACCACGAAGAGAGCCGAGAGGGAGCUCCAGGAGCAGCUGGACCGGGCCAUACGACUGGAGGAGGAACGGAGGAAGGUGGAGCAGGAGGCGGCCCGGCUGGAGGCCGAGAGGAUGGAGGCCAUCAUCGCCAAGGAGGAGCUGGCCAGGCAGGCUGAGGACCAGAUGAAGAGCCAGGAGCAGCUGGCCACGGAGCUGGCUGAGUACAGCGCGAAGAUCCUGCUGCUGGAGGAGGCCAAGAGGGUGAAGGAGGAGGAGGCGGAGACGUGGCACUGCAAGGCUAAAGCGGUCGAGGAGAACCUGGUGAAGACGCAGGAGGAGCUGCGUACGGUGAUGACCAGCUCGGCCCCCGUGGCCGCCGCCUCCUCGUCCUCGUCGGACAGCGAGAGCGACCACGAGCACAGCGAGGAGAACAGCACCUGCAGCGCCGAACUGCACUCGCAGGGCAUCAACGACCACCGCCGCGAGGAGGACAGGCUCACCGAAGCCGAGAAGAACGAACGCCUGCAGGCCAAGCUCAGGGCGCUGAGCUCCGAGCUGGAGGAGUCGCGCGACCACAAGAAGAAGACGCCCAGCGACCUGCUGCACGCCGAGAACGUCCGCGUGGGCCGGGACAAGUACAAGACGCUCCGGCAAAUCCGCAUGGGCAACACCAAGCAGAGGAUCGACGAGUUCGAGGCCCUGUAAUGUAAAAGCGGCCCUCCGCCAGGGAAGGGUGUGAUCAAGCCAAGCACUCAAACAUGGAAAAACCACAAACACGAGUACUGUACACACAGUUGUGAGCAUGCGUGUGCUUUUAUGUAGUCUGAGCAGCUCUUUUUAAUCCUUCAAUGUAGUUUAUUUGUAUUAUUACGUUUGCCUCACAGCAUAAUUGCUUACGUCAUUUUUUAACGUUAUCGGAAAAUGAGGAAAAUACUGCAACAUAUUCAACAAACAAGUCCGGUUGCCUUCAUUCAAACUUUGCCGAUUACCAUGACUUGGAUGCCUGACAAUCUACGCAGAUGUCGGGGGGAAAAAAAACACCCUUUUUUUUUCUUUUUUCAUUUUUCUUUUUUUUCUUUUUCUCUUUUUGCUCCUUUUUUAUUUUUUUGCCUUUCUUUUUCUGUUUGUUGUCUUAAAAAAACCUUUU
Molecule: messenger RNA, 2704 nt
Organism: Phycodurus eques (leafy seadragon)
Lineage: Eukaryota; Metazoa; Chordata; Actinopteri; Syngnathiformes; Syngnathidae
Gene: ezra
Product: ezrin a
Exons: 14
Coding region: 259-2262 (667 amino acids)
Biological process (GO): regulation of organelle assembly; positive regulation of early endosome to late endosome transport; positive regulation of protein localization to early endosome
Cellular component (GO): microvillus; plasma membrane; filopodium
Molecular function (GO): actin binding; cell adhesion molecule binding
Source: RefSeq, a predicted model, not a curated record